Molecule: messenger RNA, 2024 nt
Organism: Didymodactylos carnosus
Lineage: Eukaryota; Metazoa; Rotifera; Eurotatoria; Philodinida; Philodinidae
Source: the annotation of a GenBank genome assembly
AUUACUUGAUUUUUGGCCUCUAUAUAUGCUUUCAUUUUUCUAUUGGUCAGUCGUACAAGAAAUGGUGUUUUUGAAUUUAUGAAAAACAAGAUGCCAUUUUUUUGGAAAAUUGUUGCUUUUCUAGGAACCUGUUAAUUUUUCAGAAACUGGGCGAUUUUAUGGAAAAUCAGGCAAUAGCUUGAGAAAUUUUUAUAGAAAAUUCUUAAAGAUAUUUUCCUCUCUACAAAAUCGAUACUUUAGAAAAUCGAAUGCAUUUUCUAUACAACAUAAAACCCGGAUUGCUAAUGUACUGAAAAAUCCUGCACAGAUGAGGAAGGUUAUACCAUUGAUAUAAAGCAAUUAUAUUGAAAAAUAUAUUUAUACUUCAAGAGAUAGUAAAAAAUAAUAAUCUAAUGCUUUUGGAAUAGUUCUGUAGAACCUGAACGAUACUUGAACUUCGUGUAUUAACAGUAUUUCAGCGUCAGCGAACUCAAAUAUUUCACAUGUACAAAGAAACUAAUAUGUUAAGUAAUAAUACUUUGUAAGUAAGGUGCACGCAAAACAAAAUUUUAGCAAAAUUUUUUUUUCGAUAAAAGACACAUAUUCGGAUUUGCCAGAGCAUGCUGAUCACGAAUAUGACCUUGAAAGUUGAAAAAACCUUUUUUCGGGGAGAAAAAUGCAAAAUACUGAAAAGCUCCAAAAACUUCGAAAAUUCUUGGCCUUUCGAAAAACACUCAUAACUUUUUAUAGAAAGUAGCUACAGGCUCAAACCUUUUUUGUUCGAUUCCUCGUCGAAAACUGGGUAUAUCCAUACUAGUUUCAGACUCUUAGACCGUAAUUUGAAAUUUUGGCGCUGCUCGCGAUAGAAAACUCUGAAAAAUGAGACCCCUGCGCCAAAAACGUAUCUAGUUUUUUUUGGUGAGGAGCUAACUCAUUGAAUUUUAUGCCAUUCGAUAGCUCUAUACUCCAGCUAUAGCCGUAAGGAGGGGUUUUGGGAAAAAAAUUUUUUUCGUUGAGAAAAAGUAUUUUUACUAAAAAUCAAGAAAACCCCAAACAGUGCUUUUUUCAACUGUAUGCUAUUUUUAAUUUUUAAACUUCUUUUUUGAGUUUUUGGGAGGCCAGGGUUGAUGGGAGACUACAGUAUCGAGGCUUCUCGAUACUUCUCGUCUCGGUGCAUGCCUAUAGAACAUAACAUCAGGACUUAAACUAUUCUAACUAUUGUUAAUAGUAUUAGUUAUAAAUAAAAUAUAAGCACAUGGCAUAUUUUUUCAUUGACAUGUAAAACUGGAAAUCUUGUUUGAGUGCUAAAAAUAAAGAUUUCAAAAAUUUGCGUGCUUUUCAUAAUUAUCAGUACAUAACAGAACGUGUUAGGUUGUCGGUUCGUUCUUGUGUUAUGGAGCUUGAUCCUAAUAGAUGGUGUUCCAAUAAACACGAUGUUUUAAUUAGACUCAAUCGAUAGAAAAUUGAAUUUCCUAGAAAAACCUGCUGUCUGAAUCUCUGUUUGCAUUUUUCUCGUUUGAUCAUCAUUCAAAAUAUUGAAGGGUGCUGAGCUGUAGAACUGCGAUACACUGAAAACAGAAAAGUAUUUUUGAUCCAAAAAUAGAUUCCAUAAGAUUUCGAAAAUAUCAGAAGGCUCUCUGGAAAAUUUUGCAUCUUUCCACAUAUCUUCGAGGACUUAGCACCAUUCAGUAUUUUGAAUAAGAGGAAAAUGCUAUCGGAGAUUCAACUAGCAGGUUUGAUAGAGAAUUUAAUUCUGUAUUGGCUAAACUUAAAAAUGAACUCUUUGAACCACUGGACUCAUCCUCGAAAACAAGGAACAAAAGUGAUCCGUUUUUUCUGGACUACAUCAUUCACAUCGUUGGCUUAUUUUUUAGGAUUUGGAACGUAUAAUGGAACGAUAUGUUGAUCCACUUCGUGAAGAUGAGACAUUAUCUCCAUCAGAUUCAAUCGAAUCAUUAUAUAUUAGUGUAAAGUUUAUUAUAAAAUUACAAAAAACGUUUCUUGAAUCAUUAGAAAAUUCAAUAUCAACUGCAGUAUUAGCAUAA